AUGAGGACUACCAUCCUCCCAUACUGGCCUCAUCUUCUUUUCGCGGUGAUCGAGCCAAUCACCUAUAUUUAUGGCUGGCUUCUGCCAAUCCAUGACUUGAACACCUUUAUCCUCGACCAAGCUCCUAACACCGCUGCCCCCGGAUCGAUCCACCCCAGCGCCAUCGUGCUCGGCUACCAGCUGGCCAAUCUUCACGGACUGCUCUGUCUCUUGUCCAUGGGCGUCUACUACUACACCAACGAGCCCAAAAUCCUGCGCAACUUUGUCUUUUGUCUGGCACUUGGCGAUCUAGGCCACAUUUACGGCACUUACCUUGGCCUCGGUUGGGAUGUCUUCUGUGACUUCCAUGCCUGGAACUUCCUCACUUGGUCCAAUAUCAUACUGACUGCUUUUCUAUUCGUGAACCGUGUGCUCUACCUGUGCGGUUACUUCGGGUAUGCCAAAGCAGCGAGGACGUGGGUCAAAAAAAAAUACUAG
This is a messenger RNA of Aspergillus tanneri, 477 nucleotides long. RefSeq lists its product as uncharacterized. The transcript has 2 exons. NCBI's taxonomy places the organism in Eukaryota, Fungi, Ascomycota, Eurotiomycetes, Eurotiales, Aspergillaceae. The coding region runs from base 1 to 477 and encodes 158 amino acids. The record is from RefSeq and is a predicted model, not a curated record.